Psammomys obesus (fat sand rat) is the source of this 5802-nucleotide messenger RNA. It is a transcript of the gene Rab11fip2, whose product is annotated as RAB11 family interacting protein 2. Gene Ontology annotation, molecular function: small GTPase binding. Lineage: Eukaryota; Metazoa; Chordata; Mammalia; Rodentia; Muridae. Bases 352 to 1890 code for a protein of 512 amino acids. The transcript is spliced from 5 exons. The record is from RefSeq and is a predicted model, not a curated record. Gene Ontology annotation, cellular component: endosome; phagocytic cup. Gene Ontology annotation, biological process: regulated exocytosis.
GCGCGGGGCGAGGCCGGGCCGCGGGGGCGCGGGCCCCGGGUCGGGGGCCACGCGAGGCGCCGGGCUGCGCGCCGAGGCCUGGACAGCGCGCCCAGGUGAUGUGGGCCCCUGUGCUUCUACGGAAGAAAGGGACGCCCGCGGCGGCGGCGGCCCCGGCCGGCCCCGCCGCUCAUUUUGACAUCAGCCCUUGGGGCGCCGGUGGCAGCCCUGACGCCCCAGCUCGCUGAGGUGCCCGUAAGGAUGCAGCGGUCGGGUGGCCGGCUCUCCCCGCGGGAGGGGCGCUGCCUGCGCUUCUGAACUCGCGCAGAGAAAAAACAAAACCGAAAAACAAAACAAAACAAAUCCCCCAGAAUGAUGCUAUCCCAGCAAGCCCAAAAGUGGUUUCCAACCCACGUCCAGGUCACAGUGCUUCAAGCUAAAGAUCUGAAGCCAAAAGGCAAAAGUGGCACCAAUGACACGUACACCAUAAUUCAGUUGGGUAAAGAAAAGUACUCCACAUCUGUAGCGGAGAAAACCCUGGAGCCGGUCUGGAAGGAGGAGGCCUCCUUUGAGCUGCCUGGCUUGCUCAUGCAGGGCAACCCGGAGAAAUACAUCCUUUUCCUCAUAGUGAUGCACAGGUCCCUGGUGGGGCUGGAUAAGUUUUUAGGGCAGGUGGCAAUCAAUCUCAAUGACAUCUUUGAGGACAAACAAAGAAGGAAAACAGAGUGGUUUAGAUUAGAAUCCAAACAAGGAAAAAGAAUAAAAAACAGGGGUGAAAUAAAGGUCAAUAUUCAAUUUAUGAGAAACAAUAUGACAGCAAGUAUGUUUGACUUGUCAAUGAAGGAUAAGACAAGAUCGCCUUUUGCAAAAUUGAAAGAUAAGAUGAAAGGGAGAAAAAAUGAUGGGACAUUUUCUGACACAUCUUCUGCAAUCAUUCCAAGCACUCACAUUCCCGAUGCCAAUACUGAAUUUUCAAGCGGCGAAAUGCAGAUGAAAUCCAAACCAAAAAAGCCUUUUCUUCUGGGUCCUCAGCGGCUCUCUUCUGCCCAUUCAAUGUCUGAUUUAACUGGCUCCCACUUAUCUUCCGAAAAACUGAAGUCUAGCACUGUAGGUCCAACACAUCUUCUCAGUCGCCAGAUAGAGCCCUUUGGAGUUGUUCCAGAAAUUGGAACCCUCAAGUCUCCACACAGACGAACACUAAGCUUUGAUACUUCUAAAUUGAACCAACCUGGCGGCACUGUGGAUGAAGGUGAACAUUCUUUUGGAAGACAGAGUGACCCAUUUACAAAUGUGACUGCUUCAUUACCCCAAAAGUUUGCAACACUGCCAAGGAAGAAGAAUCCAUUUGAAGAAAGCAGUGAGUCGUGGGACAGCACUACAAAUUUAUUUUCAAAACCAAUUGAAGUAAGGAAAGAAAAUAAGAGAGAGAAGCGGGAGAAAGUAAGCCUCUUUGAGAGAGUGACAGGGAAGAAAGAGAGCAGAAGAUCUGACAAGCUCAGCAGCGGGGGCUCUGAGAGCCCGUGUGACUUGAAAUCACCUAGUGCUUUUAGUGAAAAUCGGCAGGACUAUUUUGAUUAUGAGUCAACCAAUCCGUUUACAGCAAAAUUCAGGGCUUCGACUAUAAUGUCAUCUUCAAGUUUUCAUAUGAAUCCAACAAGCAGUGAAGACCUCAGGAAAAUCCCGGACAACAAUCCUUUCGAUGCCGUGGCUGGAUACCGGAGUCUGACGUACGAAGAGGUGCUGCAGGAGCUAGUGAAGCACAAAGAACUCCUCCGGAGGAAGGACACCCACAUCCGUGAGCUGGAGGACUACAUUGACAACCUCCUUGUCCGGGUGAUGGAAGAGACUCCCAGCAUCCUGCGAGUACCCUAUGAGCCAUCCAGGAAAGCUGGCAAAUUUGCCAACAGCUAGGAGAGCCAGUAGGAAGGAGAGAGAAUGAGGGAAUGAGAGGAAGGAAGGGAGUGAGGGUGUUACUGGAAGAGGCCACACUGUCAGGUGCACUUCCUCCCCAUCAUUGGGAAACACUGUCAGUCCUGUAGGUAUCAAGAGUAAUCUUUGAAGUGAGUAAAAUACUCUGAACUCUUAAACUGAGAAUGAGCCAUGCCUUGAUGAGUGAGCGGCUCUGUGGCAUCACUUGGGUGCUGGUGCCGGACGUCGUCUGCCAUAGGCCUGGAAAUAUAUUCAACAGCCCAUGAGUUAUUCCUCAGGAAUAGAUUCCAUAAAGCAGGAUUGAUGUGGUGUUGGAUUCUCAGAGUCUAUAGACACACUCAGUGUCAGGAACCCUGCUCGUUAUAAACACUAGUAAAAAGAAGUUCCUCAUACAUGACUAUGUAUGUUCGUGUGUCUCUGUAUAUAAAGUAAUGCAUAUACCUCAUAUACACAUGUGUAUUUAGGGCACUUAAAAACAAGUGGUUGCCUCUACACUAACUCUACAGUUAGGAUACCAGUCUCAUAGUUGAAAAUGCGCUUUUGCAGAAUGCCCUCAGGACUGCUUGUCACCAGGACCACCCCACUUCUGUGGAGAAGCUGUUUGAAUCCAGUCCUGACUGUCUGAACCCUGAUUUUGAAGAUAUUCACUGCAUCCAGCUCUGGCUUCCAACUUUACCCCCAACUCCUGCCCAAACAGAACUGAUGAUCUCAAGUCUUUUUUUUUUUUCAAGGAGUGGCAGAAUUUAGAGUUCGUUAUUCUUUUCAGUGAAGCAUGGGUUUCCUCAUCUAGUGUUCUCCUGGUAUUUGAGUUUAUGGGAAGUGUAAGCAGAAGCUAGGCUCAUACGGUUUAUUCUCUGUGGAUCAUGAGCAAAGACAACAAAGAGUAAAGUUCUGCCUGAGAGUGAUCGAGGGGAUGGGCUGUGGUCUUUCCCUGAUCACCCAAGGCAACAGCGACUUCUAGGGAUGAGGGUCGGGUUUGGCUUCCAUGUCCUCAGUGUAGAGCCCUGGACCCAGGCUCAUCACAGCAGUGAGUGUUGAAAGCAGGUCUUCGCCAGCACCAGAGCGUGUGGCAGCCCCUGUGCGCCCUUGAGGAGAGCAGUCACAAGCUUUGGGGUCUGUGGGUAAGCCUGCCUCCCUGGAGUGAUAGUUCCUCUGUGGGUUACCUUUAUGUAUUUGUACAAAAUUAUCCUGAAAUUUAAAGUGAAAAGCAACGAGAUAAGAACAUUUCAGAUCUUCUGGUAUUUCAGCCUUUCCGAUCUAAGCACCGUGGAACAGACUGUCUUUCAGAGCUGAGGAUGAAAGGCUGCCAUGUAUAGAGACUGGUGGCUGAGUAUGUCCCUAGCCCAGUAGUGAGCUGCAUUUUUCUGAUGCUUAUCUUAAGUAAGACUUCACUGAGAGUCAAAUGAAUGCAGAGAUUAUAGUUUUGCUGAUUUUCAUACUUUUUAGUCACAAAAUUCCUUGUUAUCUGUAUUUUCUGAGUUUCUGUGGUUUUCUAGAAAACAUGGGUUUUGAAGUGAAAUUUUUUCCAAAUACAAACUUAAACACUUUCCUAAAUUAAAGUAGAGAAGGAAAAAUGGCUUUUUACAAUCAAUUUUCCUUCCACUUAAUAAUUAAAGUGAUUCUAAAUAAACUUUAGAUUUGGUUUUCCCAUGUGAGGUCUUGGUAAAAUUUUUUUUAAUGGUGCCACUUAAAAUGAACAUUUUUUAGAUGUUACCAGAUUCUUACAUAUUUUCAUCAUGGCAUUGCUGAGACCUUACAACUUCUCACAGCACCUAAAUCCUUGUAUUCAGGGUUAUGACAAGAUAGCUGCAGUUAGGGUAACGUGCACCAGCCAAAUAUGUCCUGGGGUGGACCUGAGCUGUCUGGUGACUUUGUCCUGGGAAUAAGUGUUCCAUAAAUCUCAUUUUAAAAGCAUAGUUCAAAUGCCAUGGUUCCUUCUAUGAAAAGUAAGUCAUAAGGCACAGCUUUUGCUUCCGUAAGAAUAUGAGCACAUGUACUCAUCUGCCCAUAGGCACUAGCCAGGCUGAAUGGGUAUUUGCCUUUUCAGACUCUGAAAUGAAGCUGUGCCCAUUGGCAGUCUCAUAGGCAGUGAGCUUUGAGGCACAAGCAUUGUUGCUAAAAAAACACAAAGGUCUGAGACAAACAAAACAUCUACAUUUAGACUCUGGAAAAUGUUGUAUUCUAGAGGUAAGAAUUUCACUUGUGAACUUAAUGUUUGAUCAUCAGUUAACAUGUUAAACUUACAAGUAAAAUAAGUCUACAAGUGAACAUAGCAUGUGGGCUGUAUCUAAGUGCACGUAUGAGCUGGGCACUGUAGAAAGAAGGCUGAGAGGUCAGUUCAUUUAUUUUCCAAAUGUAACAGAAUAUUCUAGUGGUUUAUUUUUGUAUUAACUUAGAAGUGGAAAUAAAUGUUUGCCUCUGUAAACAGCGCAUGCACAGUAGAUGUUUAAGGGCAUUUGAUUUCUGAGCUUAGCCUAAACAUACAUGCUCACAAAGACUUCUAACAAGAUUUUUUUUUUUUUAAAUCACAGAACCAACUCCUCUCCAACCUGAUUUAAGCUAACACACUUCUGUUACAUAAUUUAACUUUCUUAAAACAACAACAACAGUAUUUUACAACCAGUCUCUUCCAGUUCUAAACUCAGCUGGACAGUACUGCUGCUCUGGCCUGCCCCUGGGAGUUAAGGGCCUUGCUCAGAGUUGUACAUAGGUACCACGUAGCCCACUCAUGGUAAGUGGUGGAAGCCUUGCCUCUUGCUGCUGCCGUGUUCUGCAUCGACUCCAGUUUUGCCCCCCUCCCAUGAGUGUAGUAUUAUCAUAGAUUAUACAUAACUACAUGUAUUGCUUUUGGCAGUAAAUCAAGUUCUCGUUGUAAUUUUCCGGCUGUGAAAAUGUUGCCUUGUGUUUAAAAGGGUUUCACGAGUGGAAGCCUAAGUAAAUAAGCUCAUUAGUGACAGGCCUGCUUUUCCAUGUCCCCAUUCCCCGUCUCCCCACUCCCACUGCACCCCGCUUGCCACCCCCAUGUGAGCGCUUAUCCUUAACAAGGAGAAUCUUGAAAAUGAAGAAUCAAAGGGCGACCUGCUGUCUCUAAGUAUCUGUAAUAACUGUUACACCACAACUUUUGUUUUCCUGGAUAGCGUUAUUUCCCCUAAAAAUAAAAGCGCUUCCCUUGGGUUGGAAGAGCAGGCGAGAACUCCUCACUGUCCAUGUGUCUGUUGUCUGCCCUGGAGCUGCAGUGUGUCCCUCCUGUGCAUGGGUAAAGGGUGAACGUGCCCAGUCAUGUGAUCUCCCCAGCAGAGGGAAGACUGCACUGUAGGCUCAGGGUGGUACUGGAGACGCUCUGUCAGCACACACCGAGAGCCCCCAUUUUCACAGAUUUAGAACUUUGAUAAUCCAGAUGCUGUCCUUGGAAGUAUUUAAUAUGCAAUAGGUAGCACCUUCUCUAAUUAAUCUGCAUAUGAAGGGCUUCCCGAUGUAUUUAAUAAGAUGUGUAGAAGCUCUUCAAGCAUUAAACUAAAGUUGACGUUUUGUUUCAUUUACUUUUCGGUGUCAAAAAAUGUCAACCCUUACAAUGGAAUUGAAAAGUCUGUUACCUAAUGGUACAUUUGGGCCUUUUAAUUCUGAGGCUUCUAGAUUGAAUUGUGAGGUACAAAAAAAUGCUGCAGAUCUAGAAAUGUAUGUUCUUAGCAGGUAUUUGAAUGAUGUAAGCAUUCUUUGUAAUUGAAGAGUAUUACCCCUACCUUCUUAAGCUUAGUAACCCAUAUACAUUUUUGCAGGUGCAAAAGUGUAUAAACAUUGUAUAAUGUGGCAGUCAUAAUUUAUGUAAGCUGAUGCAUGAAUCAGAAUUUUUAUAUAUGAUAAUUUGUCAUUGUUGAUUAAAGUGUUUGAACUUAA